Messenger RNA from Bursaphelenchus xylophilus (pine wood nematode), 1494 nucleotides. The record is from the annotation of a GenBank genome assembly. Lineage: Eukaryota; Metazoa; Nematoda; Chromadorea; Rhabditida; Aphelenchoididae.
AUGGGUGUAGCGAAGCGUGUCCAGCCGAAGAAACUGAAGGCCAAAUCAACAGUUCGUUUGGAUAACAAGUUUGCACAGAAACGUAUUGUGUUCGACGACGAAGAAGAAUCAGAAGAGACUCCAGAAGUUGUUCGGAAGCAGAUUCAGAAGCCCGAAAAGAAGGGAAAGAAGACUCUCACUGCAAAGGAUUUCUUGAAGGAUGCUGCUGUUGAUAAAGAUGAUGGCUCUAGUGAUGAGGAAGUGAAUGUUAACAGCAAAGUUGGCCAAACCAAGGCAAAAGGGAAGAAAGCUGACGUUGGCGCUCAAAAGAAGGUCGUGAAGAAGGUUGUUAUAGAGAAAAAAGAAGAAUUAGACGACGAGGAGGGUUCGUCAAGCGAUGUCAGGCAGAAUGUUGCGACUAAUAAGGCUGGGGUAAAGAAAGCCGCAAAAGUUGUCAAGGAUAAAAAGGUUAAUAAUAAAGUUGCGGAAAAUGGAGCAGCAUCAACUCCGGAAUCUGCGAAAAAGCAGAAGAAGUCCAAGAAAACCGACAAGACUGAAGAGAAAGAGCAUAAACCUCGAUUUGACUACAAUACGGCUACAGAUCGGACUGUUUUUGUUGGAAAUGUGAAGAUGGAAACGAAAAGAAAAACAAUUGAGAAGCUGUUCAAGCCCUAUGGAGAAGUUGAGGCAUGUUAUAAACGCUCUUUGCUUGGCAAAACUGAGAAGUUGACCAAGAAAAUGUUUGGAACCGAUAAGAAAUUGAACAAAUCUGUAAAGGACGCCACCUUUUAUGUGAGAUUUGUGAAGGCGGAAGAUGCCAAAAGAGCUCUUGAAGUGUAAGUUCUCUUUUUUUGUUUUUCGGGUUUUAGAGAAAGUAGGCGACACAUCAGGAUGUAAUUCCCUUUCUUACACGCCUUUUUUUAGCAACGGAACCGAGCUUGACGGCCGUAUUCUUCGAGUAACCAUCAGUUCUAAGAAGCAGGUCGAUUCAUCCAGGUCCGUUUUCGUUGGAAAUCUUCGACGAGAAGUCACUGAGCAAGAACUCUUUGACUUUGUCAAGGAACAUAUUGGAGCUCCGGAGGCCACCAGAAUUGUUCAUGACAAAUUUACUGGAUUUGGAAAAGGAAUCGGCUUUAUUACUUUCAAAGACGCCUCACAAGUUCCAUUGGCAUUGAAUUUAACUGGUCAAGUGCUGAGAGGAAGGCCAAUUAGGGUGACGAAGAUUGCGAAGAAGAAUCAGGUAAAUUUUGAGCUUGAAGAAAUAUUUUGAUGUCGGAUUUGACCAUCGAUUUUUUUUUAUUUCAGCGACCGGUGGCUCAACUGAAGGAUCUCAGAAAGAAGGGAGCUAAGAUCGCCAAGAAACAGGAAGAGAAUAAUUUGAAACAGAAGCUGGCUAACUACACCAUCACCAAGAAGACUCAGAUCGCUGCGACAACAACCAAAAAGAUUUCAAAGAAGGCGAGGAAGGUGAUCCAGAAGAAGAAGAACAAAAAGUCCAAGUCUCUAUUGGCUUAA